Molecule: messenger RNA, 1922 nt
Organism: Dipodomys ordii (Ord's kangaroo rat)
Lineage: Eukaryota; Metazoa; Chordata; Mammalia; Rodentia; Heteromyidae
Gene: Necab3
Product: N-terminal EF-hand calcium binding protein 3
Exons: 13
Coding region: 68-1216 (382 amino acids)
Biological process (GO): regulation of amyloid precursor protein biosynthetic process
Cellular component (GO): Golgi cis cisterna; cytoplasm; endoplasmic reticulum
Molecular function (GO): calcium ion binding
Source: RefSeq, a predicted model, not a curated record
GAGAGUCCAGCCGGGUGCAGCCGGCCAGCGGACCAGCCUCGCAUCCCUCGGAGCGGGCAGCGGCGCCAUGGCGUGCGCGGGACUGCUCGCCGUGUGCCUGCUCCGUCCGCCCGCGCCCGAGCCCCCACGGCCCCCCACCCUCCUACCCGCACCGGUCUCCGGGCCUGGCGGACACGCGCUCUUCCAGGACGUUUUCCGCAGGGCAGACAAGAAUGAUGAUGGUAAGCUGUCAUUUGAGGAGUUCCAGAAUUACUUUGCUGACGGGGUUCUGAGCCCUGGGGAGCUGCGGGAGCUGUUCAGCGGCAUUGAUGGGCAUCCCGCCGACAACUUAGAAACAGAGAAGCUAUGUGAGUACUUCUCCAAGCACCUGGGUGUCUACCGACCUGUGCUGGCUGCAUUAGAGUCUCUGAACCGUGCAGUGCUCACUGCCAUGGAUACCACCAAGCUGGAAUAUGAGCAAGCCUCCAAAGUGGACCAGUUUGUCACUCGCUUCCUGCUUCGGGAGACAGUGAGCCAGCUACAGGCCCUGCAGAGCUCGCUGGAGGGGGCGUCGGACACCCUGGAGGCCCAGGCCCGUGGCCUGCGGUUGGAUGAAGAGAAUGUGGAAGUUCAGCGCAGGCCCCAUGGUGGCCGGCGGACAGGACGCAGGUCCCUGAGGAGUGUCAUUCGGUCACCUAGCUGGUCUCCUGGCUGCUCUGACAUAGUUCAUCCUGAGAGGCUGCUCAGCUUCGGAGGUCAUUGGCUGAUGGCCUCUGGGCCUCCCACCCCAGGACAGAGCUCAGAGGCUGAGUUGCAGUGGCGGCUGCAGGUCAACCGUCUCCAGGAGCUCAUAGAUCAGCUUGAGUGCAAGGCUCCCCGGCUGGAACCCCUGCAUGAAGAGGACCUCACCAAGGGCCCUGACUUGCACAUCCUUGUGGCCCAGAGACAGGUGCAGGUGGCUGAGGAGGCCCUACAGGACUUCCGCCGGGCCCUGUGCUGCUACGUGGACGUCACAGGGGCCCACAGCCAGUGUCUGCAUGUGUCUGCCCAGAAGAUGGUAGAGCACGGCUCCUUUACCUUGUAUGAAUUCUGGCAGGAUGAGGCCUCCUGGAGAAGGCACCAGCAGUCGCCCUGCAGCAAGGCCUUCCAGCGCAUCCUCAUCGACCACCUGCGGGCCCCCGACACCCUCACCACCAUGUUCUUCCCAGCCUCCUGGUGGAUUAUGAAUAAUAACUGAGCCUGACCUGCUUAAACCAAGGACCCUGAGACCCUGCCUGUCUCCUUCUAGAGCCUUCUGCACGGGGUCAACUCGGCAUUGAGACCAAGGACCUUGUCUCCCUCCAUACCCGGGGCCAGGCCAGAGCCAGUGGAGGGGAGAGCCAGCCCAGGGGUCAGGAAGCGGGCACUUGCUUUCUGUUAGUGUAUUUAUCCAUGUGUUUUUAUUGUUUGUAGCUUCCGAGGUACCUGGACUUGCACCUGACUCAAGAGGCCUGGAUCUGGGCCUGCCUGCCCUUGCCUUGCUGUGUGCCGCAGGCAGGCCCCUUUCUUCUCUGGCAGCCUAGUAGAGCCCUGUCUCGGGGGCCAGGCUGCUCCCCAACCAGUGAGAGAAUCAGGGCUGAUGCUCAGGGACUUCCCCCUCCCCCAACCCCUUGAACCUCGACCCUUGAGACCGGACCAGAUCUAUCUACAAUGUGGGGUAAGGACCUGGGUGUCCCCAUCACUCUACCAAGCUGGUUCUAGACUCUUCCAGCAACCACGGCUGCACCAGAGACCUCUGGAGAAUCCUGGGUUGAUUUGCAUGUCAUUUGCAUACCAUUUGCACGCACACACCCCACUCAUUCUCCAAGCACUGUGGGAAGCCCUACGUUGACCUUGAAAAGUAGCAAUAAUUUGGGCCUAGAGUUGCCUGCUGCCCCUCAGAGCCCUGGAACCCCAGCCCCAGA